ACAGAAAGCCCAGUAUCAAGACCAACUGGCAAGAAAGCGUUAUGAAGAUCAAUUGUCACAGCAGGUAGCGCUGAAAUCAUCUUGUAAAAUACCAUCUCUUUUUCAUCAUAAUUUUGAGAUUUUAAAAUUAUAGCGGAGUGUGAAUGAUGAAAAUUUAAGAAGACAAGAGGAGUCAGUGAAAAAACAAGAAGCUUUAAGAAAAAGUAUGGCAAAUAUUCAAUGUAAAAUUCUAAUGCAAGAAUGAAAGUUAACCAAUUGAGUGUCAGCGCCCUCCCCUUGACGAGUAAAAUUGUCUGGUGUUAGAGAAAGUAAAAUAAUAAAUGCAUUAGAGCACAAUGCCUAAAAUUCAGAGUCAAUCAAAUUAUGGCUUUUUGUUUAGAGACGAUUGAGUAUGAAGCGCAACUCAAGCACCAAAAUGAAAUGAAAAAGCUUGAAGCAGAAUUGAAAGGAAAGUACGUUCCCACAAAGUCACGAACAUACAUUUUGAUAAAGAUAUCUUUUGUCAUGCUUGGAAUUCUAGCAAGAACAAUUUCAUUCUGUUAUUGCUAAAUUUUAGAGCAAAGAUUGAACGUGAAAAUCGUGAUAUUCGCCUUGAACAGAUAAAAGUUGAAGCAGCAGAAAGAAGGCAAACUAUUUUGGAGUCGAUAAAGUAAGUGAGAAAAUGUAUAAACUCACAAGAGUUACGCGCAUUAACCAGAAUUGUACUCGUCAAAAAAUCAUUGCGCGUUAAAUGAAAUACACCCUUCCGGAAAGUAUAUUAUUUUGGCUACAGAGCCUCGUUUUCGUGUGUGGGACAUUAGUUAGAGCCUAAUCUGUCAAUCACGAAAGCGAGGCUCUUUAGCCAUAGUGACAUAGUGGUCUUCGCCACUGAACAGCACUAAAUACUACACUCUCCAUGUGGUUUCAUAAAUGACACUAAAAUGUAAUCAGAUUGACUGGAAAACAGCCUCCAAUGAAAACUUAUUGUGAAACAAUAAGGUAUCUUAUUGUGAAACAAUAAGGUAUAACUUUACGAAGAUGACCAACAAUGUAUCAUGAUUUAUGUGUUUAUUAGGACAGCCGGCAGUAUUUUGGGCACAGGAAUCAAUACGUUCAUAUCAGAUUGGGAUCGCGUAACUUCUGCGGCAAGUAUUGGUGCAAUUAUGUUUUCUAACUGUUCUACUAUUCCUGCAUGGGUUUCAAUCACGUGAUAUUUUAGCAUAAUUUUAACUGAGUUUAACUAAAAUUACAAAGAAACGAAAGGAAUGUCAACGCAUCUUAUGCAAAUGAUUCUCCAACUUGUAAAAGCCAAUAUAAAACAACAUAAGCAAUUUAAAAGCCGUCAUAUGAAGCCCAAGAAUAUCUGACUAGUCAUUCACAUAUUUUGGAAUGGUAAUACACUCCGCCCUAGUAUACGUCACUAAUACCAUUAUUUAUAAAGUGUUCCCUUACUAUUUUAGGCUGCGGGGAUUACACUUUUUGCCUUCGGUAUUUACGCUGCAAGACAGGGGACUGGAGUUGUAGGGAGGUAGGAAUAUUUUCACCAAGCAAGAACAAUUUGGUAAUUCUUGUAUGUAUCUCCAAUAUUUCUAUCCUUUCUAGGUAUAUAGAAGCAAGAUUAGGCAAGCCAUCAUUAAUUCGAGAAACGUCCAGAUUAACUGCUGUAGGUGCAGUAAGACAUCCGAUUUUGGUACGUUUGGCUUUUGUUAUUACGCAUUAUUCAGCUAGCUCGCUCCCCAUCGGCGCUUCGACUAAUUACACAAGUACUACGCUUACUUUUAUUACCUACUUAGCCUAGACUAUUUAUCUUUACAACAACUGAGACAUUACUUUCUUAACUUUGUUUAUCCUAACCCACCAUAACUUUCCUUGUGGGAGGAAACUGGAACAUCCGGAGAAAACUCACGAUUUUCGGCAGAGCGUCGACUGAUUCUUUUCACAUGAGUCCGUAGCGAGAAUCGAACCAAGGCGGUUGGUCUGAUGAUUGCGCCACCCGGGCCCACCCCGUACCUGCUAAAUAACGCCUUGAUACUCCCCUUGUAAAUGUGGUCAUAACAAGUUUAUGUUUCUUCUUAGAUGGUAAAGAGGUGGCUCCUCCGACCACAGGAUACGUUACAAGGGAUAAUUUUAAAGGUUGGAGUCGAGUAUUUUUUCGUUAAUAAGUAGGCUUGGGCGGUUUACCGGUUUUUCGUUUUUUUUCGGUUUUAUUUUCAAACCGGUUUUUUCGGUUUAGCUUUUACAAAAACCGGAAAACCGUCAUUACGAAAUUGUUUACUGUCAACGCCCGAAACUCGAUCCUAAUUCUCAAAACAUGACACUAAUUAAACAAAAUUACAUGACACUAGAUACAAAUUAUAUUCUUUUUCCGUAAAGUCGGUAGGAACUAAAGAGGUAUAAGUUUUCAAAUGCGUUCUUGACCCUUUUAUUUUAAAACUGAAGUCGUUUUAGGCUACCUUUACACAAUUUUGCGUUUUGUCAUGUUCUGUUCGUUUGCUUAUGUCAAAAAAAAUACCACAAUUCCUCCUCAUUCAGUUGAAAUACAAAUUAAAGGGAAAAAACCGGUUCAGUUUCCCGGUUUAGAAUCAGACGGUUUUUCGGUUUUGAUUUUAAGCAAAACCGCCCAGCCUAUAAUAAUAAGUCGGCGCAAGGUAUCUUUCAGCCCUGGAUGUAUGCCGGCUGAAAAACACUCAACAAUAUUCGCUGAACAAGUUUCACGACGAUACUAACCGAGGAAAACUUUUUAUGUUUAUUCUAGUCUUUGUUGGAAAGCAGACUUCAAGAAAUUUCUCGUGCUACUGCAAAUACCAAGCGCAAUGGCGGAGUUUAUCGUAAUUUAUUAUUCUAUGGCCCUCCAGGAACUGGGAAAACCAUGUUUGCCAAAGUAUGAUUAUGUUCUAACAAACUAUCUUAAUUAUGUUCUAAUUUGUUCUCGUACGUUCCAAUAUGUUCUGAUAAUGUUCGAUGACUAAUUCUCUCUUGUAGGGUAGGUAGUUUAGGGCUAUAAUCAUGGCAAACAUUUCGUGGACUCAGCUGAGGAAAAAUCGCGAAGUAAAAAGCACUUCUUUGUAUUUUUUUAGAGUUUGGCAAAACAUUCAGGCAUGGACUACGCGAUAAUGACAGGAGGUGACAUCGCACCAAUGGGAAGAGAGGGUGUCACGGCUAUGCAUAAAGUAUUUGACUGGGCAUCAAGCAGCAAGAAAGGUGUUCUGCUCUUUGUCGAUGAAGCUGAUGCUUUCUUGAGGAAACGAAGCACAGUAAGUGAAGUUUACUUACAGUAUUUUUCUGGUAGUCUCUCUCACAGCACAGGUGACCAUUGGAGAAUCUUAUCUACUUAUUGAAUGAAAUUUUUGCAGGAAAGUAUAAGUGAGGACAUGAGGAGCACAUUGAAUGCAUUUCUAUAUCGUACUGGAGAAGCGUCUAGAAGGUAACCACAAUCUGAAUGAUUCUCGCCACUUUAUCACCAAAAUGUCUGAUACCUGUCUUGCCCAAUCACAUCCUUGUAAGACAGCAAUUUUCGACUUCCCCUCCCCCCGUUCAAUGUUGAAAGCUUAUAAAUUGGUGAGGUGAAAUACAAUGUCACUACCAACAUUACUGUUUUGACGUUGUUUUGGGGUUUGUUUUGGGGUUUGUUUUGAGGUUGUUUUGGGUUUUGUUUUGAGUGGAUUUGGUUUGGGUUUUUUUAUGUUGUUUUGGGUUUGUUUUGAGGUUGUUUUGGGGGUUGUUUUGGGUUUUUUUGAGGUUGUUUUGGGGUUGUUUUCGAUUUAUUGUGGGGUUUUGGGUUUAUUUUGAGAUUGUUUUGGCUUGUUUUGGGGGUUGUUUUGGGUUUGUGUUUGUGUUUGAGGUUUGUGUUUGAUGUUUGUAUUUGGGGUUUGUGUUUGGGGUUUGUUUUGGGGGUUGUUUUGGAUUUGUUUGUAAUUUAAGGUACAACGAGUGGAAUUACCUCGGCAUUUUUUUGCCGAGGCAAACUAUGAAAAAUCGUAACUUGCCUCGGCAUUUGCGUCGGCAAUUGCCGAGUGCCAAGGCGAAUUUCGAGGGUUGCAUUAGACGGGGGAUACAAAGAUACCAAUAUACCCGGGUACAUUAAUAGUAAUACUUUAGUUUACAGCUAAGUGUCCACGAAAUGUUUGCCAUGAUUGUAGUCAUAAGAAGAUAGUUAGGGAGUAAGCCUUAUGUGUGUCUUCAAAGGUUUAUGCUCGUCUUGGCCAGUAACCAACCUGAUCAAUUUGAUUGGGCUAUCAAUGACCGUCUUGAUGAAAUGGUCGAAUUUGCGCUUCCUUCAACUGACGAACGUGAGAGACUGGUGCGAAAAUACUUUGAAGAAUACGUAUUGAAUGCUGCCGUUACUGGACGAAAAUCAAGGUUAGGCUAAGAUUAAUAUUGUCUCGCUGUCCUGCAGAUUACAGGGAAUGACUCACAGGCGUCCUUUAUAGCCACAAACCUGGCUAGCCAGUUUAUAGCCAUAGACGUGGCUACCUAUAAGAUAUGCUGAAAACAGGCAUCCUUUUUAGUGUUUCAAAUCUUUACAGUAUUGUGAUGAGUGGCGAAAAUUGUGACGAAAAAACUCAUUCCGUAAAGUUUAACCAAGUUCUUUGUUAUAUUAUAUAAUGUAAUUUUAAAAUUAAAACCCAUCUUUUUAGACGGCUAAAAAUUGACAAUUUUGAUUUCAACUCGAUGUGUCGGGGAAUCGCAGAGAAGACAAAAGGAUUAUCUGGACGAGAAAUAGCAAAACUUGCUGUUUCUUGGCAGGUAGGGGUUUACAAAAUUCACAAUUAUCUGGUAUUGAAAAGAAUAAGUUAAAACUAGAGCCUAGAGGACACUCGAGUAUUGUUGUAUAAAUAACUAGCAAAAAUGACGUUUUGAGUAUUUUUUGCGCACUUUGGUGAAGUAGUUAUAGGGAAUCAAUAUAAUAAACAAUGCCAUAAGAAAAAAAUUAUAUGAUAUUAUACUCUGUUAUAUUUUUAAUAAAUGUGUUGUCUCGUGAAAAAAUACCUUCUUCAAGAGGUCAUCUGUAAAAUUUACAACUGAAAGGAAAUGAGUUAAGAUAAUUUAAUAUUAUUGUUAACGCAAAUGCAACUAUGUUCAUUAAAUUAUUUUUCAAAUCAUUUAGGCGAGUGCGUUUGGUUCUGAAGAUGGACUCCUUACUGAAGCGAUGAUGGAUGAGAGACUACAAGAAGCUAUAGCACAACAUGGUCAGAAAGUGGACUGGCAGAAAGGAGAUGUUAUAUCGCCCACUAAACUUAUGAUUAAGGGUUCUAAAAGUAAUCUGAAACCAUCGGAUGAGGCUAACCUAAAUGUUAGUGGGUAGAGGAUAUAUACUACUAUAAAAUGGGUCCCGAAAAGUAAAAUGAGAAAAUAUGUUUCGGAGGCUUCUGUGUCUACGAAUGUGCCCAAAUCUCCGGCACUUUAUACUAUAGAUAGGAUUUUAUCAAAAAAAAAGUUUUUAAAUUAUAUUGCUAAUAUUUAAAUGAAAAUACACAAUUUCCCUUGAGGAAAGUGUUUAUAUUACUGAUAUUUAAAUGAAAAUACACAAUUUCCCUUGAGGAAAGUGUUUGAGAUCUUGGCUAUAUUGGUUUAAAUCCCUUUAUCUUGUCACAGGUGACACAUUUACGAAACCAUGUAGUUAUAUAGCAGUGAAUAUUAAAUCCUGUUUAUAAUUUUGUAAUAAGCAACAAGGUAAAGGGCUGCAAAGCCAACGUCUCAAACACAGAAACGAGGCUUUAUAGUCUUGGCUAAGAGUAAGCUUUCCGGAAGGGUGUAUUAUGGAAAUACCAUCUGAUUGGGUUCUGUUAUUUUUCAAAAUAGAAUGAAACUAUGAUUCACGAAAAAAUGUUCGAAUCUUCAAAGUUGUUUUAUGGCUAUACCUCCCACCCUAAUCUGCAGGCCCGUGUGACCUACGAACAGGUUGACCGUGUGAUUUCAGCCGGGGAUUGGGGAUAGUUGCUGAACACUUCAAUAUUUCGCUUUUAUAGACUAAAACAUUUCUGAAUCCUAUUUAAUAUCGG
This is a messenger RNA of Paramuricea clavata, 5981 nucleotides long. The record is from the annotation of a GenBank genome assembly. NCBI's taxonomy places the organism in Eukaryota, Metazoa, Cnidaria, Anthozoa, Malacalcyonacea, Plexauridae.